UUUGAGGGAGCCUGAAAUGACACCCGCCUUUGUUCUGGCUUGAUGGCUUGGUGUGUUUGGUUCAGGAUACCCCAAUCGCCACGUCCCGGGUUCGAAGGCUGGUGAGAGAAGACGAGAAAGAAGAAAUAAAAGCAAAGCCAAUAAAAUAAAAGAGGUAUUCUAAAAUACCUCCCUUUUGAAUUUUGAUGCCCCAAAUAUAAAUUGGUUGUUUUUCAAGCGUUCGCUUACCAAACCCUUUCCUUCCCUUCUCCAGCAAGCAUGACAGAGAGCGAAAGCGCGAGCGACAAUCAACGGCCAUGGCAAUCUUAUCACACUGUGUAUACCAACGCCAAAGCAGGCAUGGAUGGAGUUGAUAAAGAGAAAGUUCAAAGAAUAGUGUACGAGAUGAGCAAAGGAUCAAAAUAUUUCGAAAAUGAAGAGCGAAAAGAGGCUUUUAUUCGGCAAAAGAUAGAGCAUAUGCGAGCUCGAGCUGCGAAGCUCUCCGCCACUGAUUUAUCUCAUUAUCAAAAGGUUGUGGAUAAAAGAAUUUUAGAGCUCGAAGCUACACGUGAGCUUUCUAGGAUUUGGUUACAUGUAGAUAUGGAUGCUUUUUAUGCUGCUGUUGAAACUUUGAGUAAUCCUUCGCUGAAGGGUAAACCGGUGGCUGUUGGUAGCAUGUCUAUGAUUUCCACUGCUAAUUACGAGGCACGGAAAUUUGGGGUUCGUGCUGCAAUGCCUGGAUUCAUUGCUCGUAAAUUAUGUCCAGAAUUGAUAUUUGUUCCUACAGAUUUCAAGAAAUAUACUUAUUAUAGUGAUUUAACUAGAAAAGUUUUCCGGAACUAUGAUCCUAAUUUCAUGGCUGCCAGUUUGGAUGAAGCUUACCUUGAUAUUACUGGGGUUUGCAAAGAAAGAGAAAUCACAGGUGAAGAAAUUGCUGAAGAACUCAGAUCCAGAGUACAUGAAGAUACUGGUUUGACAUGUAGUGCAGGAGUGGCUCCAAAUCGCUUACUUGCUAAGGUUUGCUCAGAUAUUAACAAGCCAAAUGGGCAGUUUGUUUUACCAAAUGAUCGCAUGGCUGUCAUGGCAUUUAUAUCCUCACUUCCUAUUCGAAAGAUUGGGGGUAUAGGCAAGGUCACAGAAAACAUUUUAAGGGGUGUUUUUGGAAUCAGUACCUGUGAAGAGAUGCUGCGGAAAGGCAGUUUCCUCUGUGCGCUAUUUUCUCGCUCUACAGCAGAUUUUUUCCUAUCUGUUGGAUUGGGGCUUGGAGGGACGGAUAUGCCUGAAGCCAGGUUUCGGAAAAGUAUCAGCAGUGAGAGAACAUUUUCAGCAACACAAGAUGCAGCAUUGCUUUAUCAGAAAUUAGCUGAUAUUGCUGAGAUGCUGUCGGCUGACAUGCAAAAAGAAGGUCUUUCUGGACGGACUUUGACUCUUAAAUUAAAAACUGCAUCUUUUGAGGUUCGUACGAGGGCCAUGACUUUGCAGAAAUAUAUUUGCUCAAGAGAUGACGUCUUAAAAUAUGCUUCAAAGUUGUUAAAGGCUGAACUCCCUAUUUCUUUGAGACUGAUAGGUCUGCGAGUGUCUCAUUUCAAUGAAGAUAAGGGUGGUGUUCCUGUUGACCCUACACAAAAAACUCUCACCACGUUUUUAAUAUCAGAGGAUGCUUCUAGGAGAAUUGUGAAUGAUCAUAGCUCCUUGGGUCCAGAUUUGAGUGAUCUUCACUUCAUGAAUGAAAGGGAAACUGCCCUUUCUAUGGACAGCCAUGAGACAUGUCAGUAUGAGUUUGGAAAUCCAUUUGAGAGCACUCAUUUACCAGAUAUGGAUGACAACAAUUGCAUUUCCAGUGAAAAUGCUUGGGAAAUGGAGAAAACUUGUGAACUUUCGAACAACAAAACUGCAGCCAUGGUGAAGACUGCUGAUUGGAUAGUGCCUACCCCAAAAUCUCCUAAAAAAGAAAUAUUACGAGUGUCAGAAGAAGAUUAUUCUGUCCAAAGGGAGUCUGAGGACAGCAACCCUGACAGAUUAAAUAAAGAAACCUCAGGAAAUGAGGAACCUUUUUCAUCAAAUGAGAUGAAACAGUUAUUUUGGGUGGAUGACUACAAGUGUUCAUUAUGUGGGGCUGAAUUACCUUCAUGUUUUGUUGAAGAAAGACAAGAGCACUUUGAUUUUCAUUUUGCUGAGAAGCUUCAGAGGGAGGAAUCUGUUUUAGACUCGAGCGCAUUGAUGCCAAGACAAAGGAUUGUCCCGAAGGAUUGUGUUGCGAGCCAAAGUAGGCGUAAGAAGCAAAAAUCACAAGUGUCCAAAAUCUGCUAUCCGAAUCCCAGAAUUCCGUGCAGAACCCAAACUGUUGCAGUGUCUCAGCUUUCAGUUUCACCACUCCAAUCAUCCUCAAACCAAAUAUCACCGAAAACCCAUUUGAAUACUCUCCAAACAGGCACCAAACCAUAUGAUAGAACUACAAGCAAUGUCAUAAAAGAAGCCACUAUCAGUAAACCAUCCAUGUCUGAUAUAUUGGCCUCCUCUAGAGCUCAGAACUUUGACCUUCAGCUCCAAACUUUAGGACCCUUCUUCAGGAUCACUGCCAAAAGCCUGGACACCAACAGGGAACUUGGAAGAGCUGAGGGGCUGAUAAGGGUCUGGUUUGGAGGUAGAAUACUGCACCUGGAUUCCAUUAGACUCAAGAGAGAAACGCUGGGCAUGGAAAGAUCAAUUUUUGGUAUCGGUUUGUUCAUUGGAGCUGUAGCUAUUCGGUACGGAUAUGACUGCGGUUGCAAGACUGCUGAGUUGCUUGCCAUCAAUGACUCGGAUCUUUACCAUUCCAAGCUCGUUAGGUUCUACAAAAGGAUUGGGUUCAAGGCUGUGCAUGAAGUGACUGGUUCAACAAUUGGGGAUAUGCCCCACAUGCUAAUCUGGGGAGGAAUUGGAACUCGAAUGGAUGCCAGUGUAGAGGAGCUUCUAGUAAAAUGGUGCAGCAGGCUCAAGUCUCAGAAAUGAUUCUGCCACAAUCUGAUGUUUUAAAAACUGAAAAUUUUGUUAAAUGAAACCUAACCAUCCCAAUAUCUAGUUGCCUCGAUGAUAUUAUUUAGCACUGCUAUGAAAUUGUGGUUUACAUUUUACUCUCACCCUCUGAAGUAGAAUCUUGGCGGGCUAAGACUGAAGAGCAGUUUCCAUCGGCAGAUUACAUGGGAUUAGUCCAUAAGGGAAGACCAAGACAGUGCCUCAAAGAGUUUUAUCAGCAGUUAGAAUGCUCGAGCUGAUUAUAGUCAUUAGACCAUCUUCCAAGCAAUUGGACUACAGCUAGUCCUUCAACUAGAUAAUUGAUGCGGCAGCUAAAGUAGUGAUCACUUGUGAAGGGCUAGAAUAUUAUCAAGCUUUUGUGACUAAGAAGGAUAGCCAUGCAUCCUCUCAACUUAGCAAUAAUAAUUGUUGCAGAUUAGAAAGAAUCUUUGUUGCUGUUGAGAGAGCUUCAAAGCUUGAGAGCAAGAGCCAAUCCUAUCCUAGGGAUCUUGUCUAGAGCCCUCGUGUCAAAUUCA
Durio zibethinus is the source of this 3509-nucleotide messenger RNA. Its product is annotated as DNA/RNA polymerases superfamily protein. Gene Ontology annotation, molecular function: damaged DNA binding; DNA-directed DNA polymerase activity. Gene Ontology annotation, biological process: error-prone translesion synthesis. Gene Ontology annotation, cellular component: nucleus. Lineage: Eukaryota; Viridiplantae; Streptophyta; Magnoliopsida; Malvales; Malvaceae. The record is from RefSeq and is a predicted model, not a curated record.